Messenger RNA from Penicillium mononematosum, 1803 nucleotides. RefSeq names its product glycerol kinase. Gene Ontology annotation, cellular component: mitochondrion. The transcript has 5 exons. Bases 1 to 1803 code for a protein of 600 amino acids. Gene Ontology annotation, molecular function: glycerol kinase activity. The record is from RefSeq and is a predicted model, not a curated record. Gene Ontology annotation, biological process: triglyceride metabolic process; glycerol metabolic process; glycerol-3-phosphate biosynthetic process. Lineage: Eukaryota; Fungi; Ascomycota; Eurotiomycetes; Eurotiales; Aspergillaceae.
AUGCAGCCCUCAGAUACCUUUGUGGGAUCGAUCGAUCAAGGCACAACGAGCACCAGAUUUUUGAUCUUCAAUCGCGAGGGCGACCCAGUAGCAUCACAUCAAGUCGAGUUCAGCCAAAUCUACCCGAGCCCGGGUUGGCACGAACAUGACCCUCUCGAGAUCGUAACCUCAGUAGAGACCUGCAUCGAAGAAGCCGUCCGGAACUUCGAAACACAAGGCCACACCCGAAGCAGCAUCCAAAGCAUCGGAAUAACCAACCAGCGCGAAACAACCAUAGUCUGGGACCACGAGACCGGCGAGCCCCUGUACAAUGCCAUUGUAUGGACAGACACACGCUCGCAGGCGAUCGUUGCAGAACUGAAACAGAAACCAGGGGCUGCGCAGCUCCAGACUCUCUGCGGUCUGCCGCUGUCAACCUACUCGUCGGCUACAAAGCUGCUCUGGAUGUUGGCGCAUGUCCCCAGAGUGAAGGAUGCAUUUGACCGCGGCACGCUGGCGUUUGGUACCGUCGAUGCUUGGCUGGUAUACCGUUUGAACGGUGGCGUGGCUGCCAACGUCUUUGUCUCGGAUUCAACAAACGCUUCGCGGACCAUGUUUGUGGACCUGGAGACGUUGCAGAUUGUGCCCUCGUCUGAUGCGACGGCGUAUGGGGUUGUUGCUUCUGGGGCGUUGGCGCGCGUUCCGAUUAUGGGAUGUCUGGGAGAUCAGUCUGCGGCGUUGGUUGGACAGAAAGGGUUCUCGCCUGGAAUGGCGAAGAACACUUACGGCACUGGAUGCUUUCUUUUGUACAAUGUUGGUGACAAGCCCGUGUUCUCGACACAUGGAUUACUGGCUACGGUGGCUUACCACUUUGGCGGGAAGCCUAUCUAUGCGCUUGAGGGAAGCAUUGCUGUUGCUGGGUCUGGAAUCAAAUUCUUGCAGAAUAACUUGAAUUUCUUCCAGGAGUCUAAGGAGGUCAAUGAACUUGCCUACUCGGUGGAAGACAAUGGUGGAUGUGUGUUUGUCACUGCCUUCAGUGGACUUUUCGCACCUUAUUGGAUUGAUGACGCGAAAGGAACAAUCUUUGGGAUCACCCAAUACACCCAAAAGGGCCAUAUCGCACGUGCCACUCUAGAGGCAACCUGCUUCCAAACUAAAGCCAUCCUAGAUGCAAUGGAGAAAGACAGCGGCCAUACACUCUCCGAACUGGCUGUAGACAGGGGUAUGAGCAACUCAGACUUGGCAAUGCAGACUCAAGCAGACCUGAUAUCUAUCCCUGUGUACCGCCCCAAGAUGCGUGAAACUACAGCUCUCGGCGCAGCAAUUGCAGCAGGCCUUGCUGUUGGACUGUGGCACAACUUUGCCGAACUACGCGAUAUCAAUCGUUCUGGUGGUGUGGUCUUCGAGCCCCAAGUCCCGCGACAAGAGAGUGCUGUUAAAUUCGGACAAUGGGAAAAGGCUGUGCAGAUGAGUAGAGGCUGGGUGGAAUCUAAGAACACAGAGCAAAAAGAAGUCGCUAGUCCCAAAAACGGCACAUAUGCACCGGCGAAGGAUCCUGGUCUACCUCCGUCUAAAGGAUUACCGAUCUCGGAUACUUCUUUGAUCUCAGAUGUGGUUAAGAGCUCAACAUACAUUGCAGCUGUCAAAGAGAGAGCUCAUGUCUCAGUCAAGGAGAUCGAAGCCACAUACCCACCUGUACGGAUGGGCGGUGUGCUAUGUGAUUUGGAUGAUGCAGAUGAAGAGGAUUUGUUCAUGGAGUUGCGGAAAGUGGAGAUUUUGCAAAGACUUAGGAAGCUACGGAAGCGACAGUCAAACUCCUACUAA